UUUCUUCUGUCCUCCUCCUGUUUUUCUGGUUCUGUAUCUCCCUCUUUUGCGUUACGUGGUCCUGUCUUCUGGUAUUGGUGAUGUGAUCUCUUGUCAUCGGAAUCGUCACUUGUAUUCUUAUUAUGUGAAAUUUCUUCUGAUUGUAAUGGUUUGGCUACAAUAAUUUUUCCCAUUUUGUUCUCUGCUUGUUCCCCCUUUUUUUUGCUGGAUUUAGCGAUGUAUAUUCCACUUUGGGUGAAUAUUUUGAUUAAUUUUUUGCCGCCCUUUUCUGCACUUUGAUUUCGUCUGGUGGUUUCUUCUGUUUCUACUGAUCUGCUAACUUUUGUCCUCUUUCUUCUGUAGUGUUUCAGUUCAUGUUUUAUUUCAAAAAUCUUCUCAUCGACCCGGUUCGUUUCCUCUGGGCUCUGUUUCGUCUCUGUCUUCGCUUCUCUCUCUGUUUUAGAAUAGAGUACUCUUGCCAUCGUUUUUGAUCGCUCUCCUUCUCACCUCGUUCAGGAUCAUAGCUGUUGUUCAUGGUUUCAGGUGCUGGAUUCGCUUCUAAAAACAAGUAUUUAUAUGGCAAGGCCACUGCCGAGGUCAAGCUGGUCGAAGGAGACUCCGCCGGAACCGUCACUGCCUUCUACAUGGCAUCAGACGGUGUGAACCACAACGAAUUCGACUACGAGUUUCUGGGGAACACCACGGGGGAACCGUACCUGGUCCAGACGAAUAUAUACGUGAACGGGAUCGGCAACAAGGAGCAGCGGAUGGAUUUAUGGUUCGACCCCACGGCCGACUUCCACGCGUACUCCAUCCUCUGGAACCCCCGCCAGGUGGUCUUCCUCGUCGACGACACCCCGAUCCGCGUCUACGCGAAUCACGAGGAGAGCGGUGUCGUGUUCCCGCGGGACCAGCCAAUGGGGGUCUACAGCUCCAUCUGGAACGCCGACGAUUGGGCCACCCAGGGGGGCCGGGUCAAGACGGACUGGUCCCACGCGCCGUUCGUGGCGACUUAUCGUGAGGUGCGGAUCGACGGAUGCGGGUGGGGCGCCGGAGAGGAAUUGGCGGCGGCGGUCAAGCGAUGCAGCGAGAGCGAGUGGGGGAAGGAGGGCAGGUACUGGUGGAAGAAGAAGGACAUGGAGGCGCUGAGCGUGCAUCAGAGCCACCAGUUGUUGUGGGCCCGGGCCAAGCAUCUGGUGUACGACUACUGCGCUGAUACGGCCAGGUUCCCUGUACCACCGGCUGAAUGCAAGGCAUGAUGGACGAUGGAUGAUGAUGGAUGGUGGGUGAUGGAGCGGAACUGCUGGUUCUUUUGGUUGGUUUUUUUUUUUGAUGUUGUUUGCUGGUUAAUUGUUUCAUUUCUUAGGUUAUUAGAGGGUGGUGGUGGUUUACACUGUUCUAAACCGGAAAUAAAGCGGGUCGAUGGGUCUGAACGUACGGUCUAAUGAAAUAUCGGCACAUCAUGAAUGUUUUUAAACUCGAAUGGACGGUGAUGAUUUAACAGGUAGACCUUGGGGUGCUUCUUCUUGGCCCAGGUCGUGUACUAAAAGAAGCCCGCCCAACCCAUGGGCCGGCCUUCGUUGAAGCUCAACCUGUGGGCUCGUUUGCGUCCACCCAUCAACGCCUUCGAGGUCUCCUACGUUGAACCUUUCUCAGUAAAAUAAUAUAGAGAGGGUUUU
This is a messenger RNA of Phoenix dactylifera (date palm), 1658 nucleotides long. The record is from RefSeq and is a predicted model, not a curated record. NCBI's taxonomy places the organism in Eukaryota, Viridiplantae, Streptophyta, Magnoliopsida, Arecales, Arecaceae.